Messenger RNA from Tachysurus vachellii, 3280 nucleotides. RefSeq names its product Cbp/p300-interacting transactivator, with Glu/Asp-rich carboxy-terminal domain, 4a (gene cited4a). Gene Ontology annotation, biological process: regulation of DNA-templated transcription. NCBI's taxonomy places the organism in Eukaryota, Metazoa, Chordata, Actinopteri, Siluriformes, Bagridae. The coding region runs from base 170 to 871 and encodes 233 amino acids. The transcript is spliced from 2 exons. The record is from RefSeq and is a predicted model, not a curated record. Gene Ontology annotation, cellular component: nucleus.
UUUGUUCCGCUCUAGAGAUAUAAUCGCAGAGUUGACCCAGAAAGCGAUCUCCCGUAUCAGGGACUGGAGCAGAGAGAAGCAACACUGCGCGUGUCUCUGGAAUACCACGAAAACGCAAGGACACUCUUCAGAAAGGAAGAGCCAUAUUACACUGCAUCACUUCCAAACCAUGGCUGAUCACAUGAUGAUGCCCAUGAGUCAUGGGUUCCGCAUGGGCAUGAACAAUCACCCUCAGCAUAUGGGCCAGCCAGGAAUGCGUACCCUCCCGAGCGGCCAGCUGAUGCACUACAACAGAGGGCCACAAGGUUCUUUGGAGGCGGCGAUGAGGCAGCGGGCCGGCAUGGGGCCAAUGAUGAACGGGCAGAUGGGGAACGGGCAUCAUAGUCAGAUGCAAACAGGUAACAUGAUGUACGCAGGAGCAAACCAGCAGCCGGGGCCACAGCACCCUCAAGCUCAACAUCACAUGCAUCCGCAGAGUCAACCACCUCAGCAGCAGCAUCAGCAGCAGUAUAUGGGCGGAGGAGGUCUAACAUCUCAGCAGCUCAUGGCCAGCAUGCACCUGCAGAAACUCAACACCCAGUACCACGGGCUUCCUCUCGGGCCCGGGAACGGACACCACAUGGGACCCGGUGGUCCAUACAGGAUGGCUCCAAACCAACUGGCAGGCAUGCAGAUGGGGAUGGGUGGCCCAACGUUGGGCCUCAACGUCAUGGAUACAGACUUGAUUGAUGAGGAAGUCCUCACAUCUCUUGUGCUGGAACUGGGCUUGGACAGGGUGCAAGAGCUGCCUGAACUUUCACUGGGUCAGAAUGAGUUUGACUUCUUCUCAGACUUUGUUUGCAAGCAGAAGCCUAACACUGUCAGCUGCUGAGCAGCCAAUUAGUAUUGGUUUCACUUUGUAUCUGUCCUAGUCAGUUGGUUGGAUGGUUGCUUGUAUAAAUUCUGAGGAUUUUGUGCAAGGGAAGCCAGUUUUACUGGUCUGAAGCGAAGUGUAAAGUUAUGCUAUAUAUACACACUGUAGUACACUCUGGCCUGACCUAUUUGUUUGCAAAUGAAAAGAAAGAUGGGAGGUUCUCUCCAAAUGAUCACUGCUCUUUUAAGAGCUGAACUCUGCGAUUGAACUUUUGUAAGUGUGUUUUUGUGAGGUAGCAACCAACUUUUUAUCAAUCCCCUGGGGUGACGAUGUAGCUCAGUCGGACCAGGGUUGAAUGUGACUUCACUUUAUCAGCCCUGAUUAGAACAAUGCAUAUAGCCUGUCUUGCCUCCCCGGGGGCUUCGCUGGCAUUUAGAAAUAUAUUUAGUCACCAAAAACUGGACAUUUAUUGAGAUCAUAUGACAAUUCUGCUUUAUAUCAAACAAGCUCCCAGAGGCUUGUUAAUGCGAAGAACAGUUUGAGUGAGGUUUUUUUUUUAGGUGUAUUGAAGGCUGGUACUUCAACACAGUCUACCGAUUAUUCCUUCAUCGCUCUAAAGCUAACAUUUAGGAUCCUAGGAUUGGUGAAACACCUGGAGCUGGUUAUAAAUGUCAUUUUUCACAGUGUCAUUUUACACUGUUCAGUUUUUCUCUCAAAUCUGUCAAAUUCAUCCAGACACCCACAUUAGCAUAAGCGUCCACUUUUUUUUUUUUUUUUAAUCACAGUUGACAUAGUUUGAAUGCUCAUAAUGUUUCUACUACUUGAUUGAAUUAAACCAAAUCAACUGGCUGGCAUUUAAGUGUCAACCGUUCACUGUAGGCUGUCUCUUUAUGCUUCUAGAGAUAGCAAGAAACAGCUUGGAAAGCACUGGAAUGUCUUAUUAGCUUCUGUCGCUAACUGCUGAGCCUGCUCCCUGCUGGUUUGUCACAGAUCCAGGACUGCCUUAAACAAGCAGCAUUACUUUUUCAAAAACAACAAAAGAGAGAUACCAAGUGCGUUUUAAGUUGAAAAUAUGGGGGCUUCAUUCAUAGAUUUAGUCGAAGUGCAACACGAAACAUUGCACGUCAUAGUUCCUCCGAGAGAUAACGUGUCAUUUGCUUUUGACAUCAACUUCUCUAAAUGAAAUGUAUGUAGUGCUCAUAAAUGGUCAGUAGAUGUCUUUAGAAUGUCACUAUACUGUGAAUAACUUGAGUUUGACAAUACAGUGCCACUGUGUAAUGUCCCUUAAACCACAUAUUGCUCAGUGAUAUCUUGUAGCAAGCCGCUAAGUAGAUAAGGACAGCAUUGUAUUCUACGGCAAUAUCUUGUUUUUUUUUUUUUUGCCACCUGUUUUAAAUUUCCCCGAAUGUUACGCUAUUGUUUGAACCAUUCACCAUGUGCAUUGUUGUCCUUAUUACAAAUUUUCAUGCUCUCAUGGUAGCACUAUACCAUGUCUCUGAGUAUAUAAGCUUACGUUGCAGGUUCACCACUAAUUUUAUGCACAAACACACACACACAUACACAGAUACACUCUUCUUCUUAAUUGAGGUCAGUGGACCCACUCUCUCCAGUGGCCUCAUAAUUACAAAAUGGAAAUAAUUAAUUAAUUUCUACAUUAUUGUUUUGUUAGUAACUUGUAUCCGAAGGACGCAGUUCCCCCUCUUCCCUGUGGUGAGGUUAUGGUAUUUGCUUAUCUCAGCUGGGCUUUGUAUAGGAGUAGCCAAAAUGUCGAAAGUAGUUCUCUUCCACUAAAACUGUGCUCCACUUCCUUCUUAACCCACCCAGCUCAUGGGAAUAUGCCUGAGCCACAUCCUAGUCUGGGAUUAACAAAACAGAACUCAAGGAUACACAAGGCCAAAAUAUCUGUUGGAACAUAUAUUGUGAUUCUUACAUUACUGAACAUUAUUCAAGGUCAACACUGCUAAAAAUCGACGAAUGAGUUAAGGACAAGUCGUGUAAGUUAACGUCUGUUGUGGCCGAUGUUGAAUUCCUAUACUGUAGCACACUAGUGAAGCUGCACCAUUGGUGAGCAAUAUUAUUGUUUAAAAAAAAAAAAAAAGGGGACUCGGAUAAAUUGCUUUUACGUGAAGGGAACUUUUGCAGGUCUGCACGGCGUACAUCCAAGCGUUCAUCCACAGUCCCUUUGUGUACCUUAAACAUUCAGGUGAUUUCGCCUUCCCUUAUGCCUGUGUCUAGACUGCUGGCUUCCUCCAGACAUAUGAUUAUACGUUGUAUGAGCGGCAUUGUACAUGGAUCCCUGGCUUGAUUUCUUUGGCUUUGUUUCUCUCCAUAACCUCACUCCCAGAAAUGCUUUUUAAAAUGUCGUUGAUUCUAUCUUAAGAAAAUGUAUUUAUUUUCACUGAUAAUAAAAAAUAUUUAUUUAAUGAA